AAGUUUCCAACCAAUGCCGUUGUCCUUGUUCGUUUCACUCACUCCCUUGAAAGCCUUUUCGACCCUCCGAACCCAAUCUCAUUCUCAUAUGAAUCUUCAGCUCACUCUAUAUAUAACCCACUCUCUACGUUGAAUUCAGCUCUUAACUCACAACUCACUCACUCUCUGUUGAAUUCAGGUUUUAGCAAAUAAAAACCACAAUGGACCAAGCAAAAGGCUCUCAGAAAGCUUCAGUGACUCCGUACGAAGAGGUAUUGGAUGCUCUAUCCUCUUUGAUUACGAAACGCAGUCGUGCAGAUCCCAGCAUCAAGGGCGAUCGCUUCGACCUCCUCUUCGAUUACAUUAAGAUUCUGGAUUUGGAGGAGCCGAUUUCAAAGUUGAAGAUUAUUCACGUGGCUGGAACUAAGGGAAAGGGAUCCACAUGCACCUUCACAGAAGCCAUAUUACGUAAUUGUGGCUUCCACACUGGGCUUUUCACGUCUCCUCACCUCAUUGAUAUUCGAGAAAGAUUUCGUUUGGAUGGCGUGGACAUAUGUGAAGAGAAAUUUUUAGCAUAUUUCUGGUGGUGUUUUGAUAGACUAAAGGAAAAUACUAAUGAUGAUGUACCAAUGCCUACUUUCUUCCGCUUUAUUACCUUACUUGCCUUCAAGAUAUUUACAGCGGAGCAGGUAGAUGUUGCUAUCUUGGAGGUUGGAUUAGGUGGAAGGUUUGACUCAACAAAUGUGGUUCAGGCACCUAUCGUAUGUGGUAUAUCUUCCCUUGGCUAUGACCACAUGGAGAUUCUUGGAAAUACAAUUGGAGAAAUUGCUGGGGAGAAGGCUGGCAUCUUCAAGCAUGGUGUUCCAGCCUUUACUGUCUCUCAACCUGAUGAAGCAAUGCGUGUGCUUGAAGAGAAGGCUUCUCAGUUGGAUGUACAUCUUCAAGUGGUGCCACCGCUAGAUGCCAACUUACUAAAUGGUAUAAAACUUGGGCUUGAAGGUGAGCAUCAAUAUCUAAAUGCAGGUCUCGCUGUGGCACUAUGCUCUACUUGGCUUCAGAGAACUGGCCAUCUUGAAGUGGCCAAUCUACAACAAAAUAGCUCUUUGCCAGAGCAAUUCAUCAAAGGGCUAGCAACAGCCAGUUUGCAAGGACGGGCUCAGAUUGUCCCUGAUCAACAUAUUGACAUUGAACGUUCAGGAGAUCUGGUGUUCUACUUGGAUGGAGCCCAUAGUCCUGAAAGCAUGGAAGUAUGUGCAAGGUGGUUUUCUCUUGCCAUUAAAGAAGACAGCCAGCAACAGACCUUGAACUAUCAGCCACAGGAUGAUACUAGAUCUUCAAACAAAUUGAUACAGAGGGACUCUGGGGGAAGAUCCUGGAAGAACUCUACCCAGAUACUCUUGUUUAAUUGUAUGUCAGUGCGAGAUCCUCAGAUACUUCUUCCACGCCUGUUGAAAACAUGUGCCAGUCAUGGUGUCCACUUCAAGAAGGCGCUCCUUGUACCAAAUAUAUCGGUUUAUCAUAAAGUUGGAUCCCAUGCUUUAUCAUCAACUGAUUCUCAAGUUGAUUUGUCAUGGCAGUUUACUAUUCAAAGAGUAUGGGAAACCCUUGUUCAGGGUAACAAAGGAGUUGAUGCCCAGAGCAUGGAUGCUGUUUGUGAAGAAGUAAAAGAUGAUACAGAACUGUGUGUUAAAAAUUGUGCGAACAGUGCAGUCUUUUCUUCUCUCCCAAUAGCUAUUAAAUGGCUCAGAGACUACGUCCAACAGAACCAAUCUAUUCGUUUUCAGGUUCUUGUGACUGGUUCUAUACAUCUUGUGGGCGACGUGUUGAAAUUAGCCAAGAAGUGAAUAGCAGGACCACUUGAACUCUGCAAAUGUUCUGGUAUUUCAUGAUGCGUGUGCAUAAGAGUCAGGUCAUCUUAUCUUUAACGGCCUCUGUGAUUUCUAGUGCCCGUUACUGUGCUUCUACUGCAUGCUGUGUUGUUGUAACUACUAGCUCUUUAUGUCAGCAUUCUUUGGGCAUGAGAGAUGAUGCCCCUUCUCUUCCUCUGAUAAUGUUCUCUAAUGCCUUGUUUUUCCAGGGCAGUAUCUUUUGGUUGCUACUUGCUAAUCGAAACAUCUUGUAGUUUUAAAAAAUAAUGUAAAUUUUCCUUUUUUUAAAAAUAA
Messenger RNA from Quercus robur (English oak), 2141 nucleotides. Its product is annotated as folylpolyglutamate synthase-like. Gene Ontology annotation, molecular function: ATP binding; tetrahydrofolylpolyglutamate synthase activity. Gene Ontology annotation, biological process: tetrahydrofolylpolyglutamate biosynthetic process. Gene Ontology annotation, cellular component: cytoplasm; mitochondrion; cytosol. NCBI's taxonomy places the organism in Eukaryota, Viridiplantae, Streptophyta, Magnoliopsida, Fagales, Fagaceae. The record is from RefSeq and is a predicted model, not a curated record. The transcript has 16 exons. The coding region runs from base 201 to 1823 and encodes 540 amino acids.